Molecule: messenger RNA, 741 nt
Organism: Dendronephthya gigantea
Lineage: Eukaryota; Metazoa; Cnidaria; Anthozoa; Malacalcyonacea; Nephtheidae
Exons: 1
Coding region: 1-741 (246 amino acids)
Source: RefSeq, a predicted model, not a curated record
AUGUUCGUCUUGGAGCCGCCUAGAAGAAUUGUUGCUUGGGUUUUGAGAUUCACGUCGAACCUGCUACGUCGUGUUCGAGAAAAAGAGAGUGUUAGAAGGGCUACGCAAACAACGACGAUCGCCCCAAUAACCGUCUCCGAAUUGCGUGAAGCUGAGAAGCAAAUCAUUAAGCACGUUCAACAAGUAGCCUUCUUAGAAGAAACUAGCAUAUUGGCGAAGAAAGAAAGCGAGGAAUCAAAUUGCAAGGGGAUAAAGAAAUCAAGCGCUAUUUAUCAACUAGAUCCCACCGUCAAAGACGGCCUGUUACGUGUUGGUGGACGACUACGACGAGCCGAGAUCAGCGAAGAAGCGAAACAUCCCUGUAUUCUGCCAAAAACCCACCACGUUGUCACCUUAAUCGUGAAUUAUUACCAUCAUGUCUCCGGACAUUCAGGCCUGGAGCACACGUUGUCUCUCAUCAGAGAGAGAUACUGGAUAAUCAAUGGAAGGUCAACGGUCAAGAAUAUCAUCGGAAAAUGCCACAGCUGCCGAAAACGUCAAUCCCCAGUGUCUCAACAAAAGAUGGCUGACCUUCCACGCGACAGAGUUACCCCUUCGAAGCCGCCGUUCACUUAUACCGGAGUUGAUUGCUUCGGACCCUUUGCAGUGAAACGAGGAAGAUCUACCGUUAAGCGAUACGGCGUCCUUUUCACCUGCCUCACUGUUCGCGCAAUCCACAUCGAAGUAGCCUCCUCUUUAUAG